Lethenteron reissneri (Far Eastern brook lamprey) is the source of this 3051-nucleotide messenger RNA. It is a transcript of the gene PPME1, whose product is annotated as protein phosphatase methylesterase 1. The record is from RefSeq and is a predicted model, not a curated record. NCBI's taxonomy places the organism in Eukaryota, Metazoa, Chordata, Hyperoartia, Petromyzontiformes, Petromyzontidae. Gene Ontology annotation, biological process: protein demethylation. Gene Ontology annotation, molecular function: protein methylesterase activity.
AAGAGGAGUGUACAGUGCGCAGUGGUAGGUACAGUGCGAGUGAUAGGUGAAGAUGUCAUCCCUGCAGAAGAAGGUGCAGCUGAACCGUCUACCGCCCAGACCUCACGUCCCUGGCAGCUCUUCCUCGGCCUCGGCCGCCUCCAAGAGCCAUGGGUUCGGCCGCAGAAGAGACUUUUCCCCGGUGUCAUGGAACCUCUACUUCGAAUCCAUGGAUGAUGUGGAGGUCGGGGAAGGGGAUGAUAAGGGAACCUUCCGAGUAUACCGAAGUGGAUCAGAGGGCCCUGUGCUCUUACUCUUGCACGGAGGGGGACACUCGGCACUCUCCUGGGCUGUUUUUACGGCAGCUAUUAGCAGCAACAUUGAGUGCCGUGUGGUGGCUGUCGACCUUCGUGGACACGGGGACACACACGUGAACAAUCCUGAGGACUUGUCAGCAGAGACGAUGGCCAAGGAUGUGGGUGCCGUGGUGGAGGCCCUGUACGGGGAGAAUCCCCUCCCCGUUAUCAUGGUUGGGCACAGCAUGGGCGGAGCCAUCGCCGUCCACGCGGCCACGGCCAAUGUCAUCCCCACGCUUGUCGGCCUCAUCGUCAUUGACGUGGUGGAAGGAACGGCGAUGGAUGCCUUAAACAGCAUGCAAAACUUUCUGCGUGGUCGACCAAAGACAUUCAAGUCUGUUGAGAAUGCCAUUGAGUGGAGUGUCAAGAGUGGCCAAAUCAGGAACCUGGAGUCUGCGCGAGUCUCUAUGGGUGGGCAGGUGAAAAGAUGCGAGAGUGGGAACGCGAGUCCGUCCAAAGGAAACGGUUCGUUCUGCGAGGGCAUUCGAGAGGAGGAUGAGGAGGGAGACAAGGAAGAGUCCAAUCACACCACACAGCCAGCAUCACCACCACCACAGUCAGAGGAGGGCGCCCUGUACACGUGGCGAAUUGACCUCUCGACCACGGAGCGCUUCUGGGAAGGCUGGUUCCGGGGCCUCUCCAUGCUCUUCCUCUCCUGCCCGGUGCCCAAGAUGCUUCUGUUGGCCGGUGUUGACCGCUUGGAUAAAGACUUAACCAUUGGGCAAAUGCAAGGCAAGUUUCAGAUGCAGGUGCUGCCGCAGUGUGGGCACGCGGUGCACGAGGACGCUCCGGACAAAGUUGCUGAUGCAAUUUCAACGUUUAUGCUCCGUCACCGUGUCGUGGAAUCCAAAGGAGAUUUUAAAGUAUUUUUACCGGUGUGCUGAAGCAUGCGCUGCACCUUGUGCACCGAGGUUGUGUCCGGUCACCGCAUCGGUUCGAGUAACUUGACUUGGUGUCGUGGCGGACGAUCUUCGCAUGCAGUUCUCUAAAGUCGUGUCGCUCGCCUUGCACUCACGCGCACUGCACCCCCCCCCCCCCACCCUGUGUACGUAGCUUCGUGUAAUAAAAAACACACAUGAUCGAAGUUUAAAACUCUCGAUUAUUUCUGCUCACGUCGUUUAGGUUCACUUUAGGUCGUUGCUUGAGUGGUGCAUACCUUUAUUUGAGCACUUUGGAAUGCAAGGGUUGGUGGGUCACAGAUUUGUAAAACUCAGAGGUUGUGAGAUGACCAAGCGAGUGGGUUCAUGCUGCACCUGUUUUGCAGACAUUUGAGCUUUAUGCCCUCCUGUGCAGGUCUUAUCCAGGUGAUCACAUUUCCUCCGCACAACGCAUGCCCCGCCUCAAAGAGAGUAAUUGACACUCGGUGAGGCAAUCCUAGUUAAAUGACUCAUACGUUACUCUUUAGUGUAUAUGUUGUUAUUUAUUUAAUCUCUUCGCCUGCUGAUAGAUCUGAAUGUAUUGUGUAAAAAAGGUGCAGUGUUCUAAUGGCAAGCACCAAAUCACAUUUGUCCUUAAUAUUGUAAAGGAACCGCUUAGUGCUCAGUACUGUCGAGAGAACAUCGCUACACGUGAACUCAACUUAUCAACCCACCUCGUGUUUUCAUCCGAGCAUACUGUUUUUGUUUACGUAUUGGAACAUGUCCAGAAACAGGCCGUGGCAAAGUUUGACAUGCAAGGAGGGACAUCUGUACACCAGCGAGGGCAUUAGGGUGCACAUUCGUGCAGAGGCAUCUGUCCCACUUGUGAAAACCAAAGCACUUGUAGCCUAAGUGCACGUCGGAAAAUAGGGACGGCUUGUAAGAAGAGCAAAACGGUAACAACGGGGCAUUAAGUCACAAGCAGAGGCAGGAACACAAAGCACACUUAUGGGCCCCAAGGAUGAUAUAUGUGGAGGGCGUUUGUCGAGAUGAAGCGCUGCUAGGCUCAAGGGCAGGCAGCCAUCCCUCAUUAACGGUCUUCAUUUCAAGCAUUCCUGCACAGUAAAUCUAUUAUCUGCUUGUCGAGAGUGUUGCGAGAUGGUGAAAUGGGUGUUACAUUUCAACAGCCGUUAACCUCGCAGUUCGGGCGUUCUAUUUUUUCGCAGUAAGUUUAAUCACUUAUGUAACACCACCGUUUGUUAAGCAUACCUUCUUAUACAUCGCCUUCGUGUGUAUAGCUGCGAUCACUUUACAGAUGCUCUGCACGCGUUCCUCGGUAAAACAUUUUAUGUAGGCGUACGUUGACACUUCCAUACGCGUGAAUAUUUUUUUUCGGUUGCAGCUGCUGUAACAUUCUUCCGCGUGUUUUUCUUGGAUACAUUGCCCUGUCGCCUUCUGGUCAAGAAUGAAAUCAAGAAUAGAGAAGUCAGGAAGCGUGCCGGCCUUUCCUUGGCAAAGGUGUUUGUUUUCUGUAUUGCCGCUGCCUUUGUCACUGCGAGGAUGUUUAGUCGACAGAGGCUGCCCGCAGAAACCUGGGAACGAAAAUCUUUGUAAGGAAUCCGUGAGCUGCGGUGACUUUUCUCUCGGCAAUGUUUACGUGUAACGCAAUCUGAAAGAUGCAGUCACGCGUUUUGUUGUACAACAACGUUUUGUUUGCGUAGCGAAGCCUCUGUGUCGUACUUGGCUGACAAUUAGGCUGCGGAGUAACGAGCAAGACCUAAGAUGGUUUAAUAAAAUAAGUGUACGUGCCAACUUGUGCGCAUUGUUACAAAUUUGAAAAUAAAGCCACAUUUAAGCCA